CGUAGUGUAAAUGCGUUACCGGCGUCGGUCCGUCGGGCGGGCGCGGCAUUUUCUCAGUCAGUCUCCAUCGCCCGUGUCAACCGAUCAGCCGUCCCAUUCCAGUGCUAAAAUACAUUACUACCAUGGCCCGAACCGGAGUUACACUGAGCGUCGCCUUACUACUGGCAGUUUUCGAAAUCGGAUCCUGCCUUCGUUGCCGUCAGUGUAACAGCCAGAGCGACCCAACAUGCGCUGAUCCUUACACCAGCACGAAACCUUCAGUGGACUGCUCGACCCAGGACUCCACAAACUACAACAAUAUGUACCUUCGCAAUUUCCUACCCAGCGAGGCCAACACACACCUAGUGGGGGCGCCCAGAUUCUGCCACAAGAUUGUCACCCACACCGGCACAGUAAUCCGGGCGUGUCUCGACUCGAACCCGAUCAACGUGAACCAGACCUGCCAAUUCCUGGACUCGGCGUCUCAGAUCGACCCUUCAAAGAAGAUCCGCCAUUGCAGCGCUUGCAACAAGGACGACUGCAACGGAGCGAGCGCUGCGGUCGCUUCGCUGCCGCUAGCGGUCGUCACGCUCCUCGCAUCGUACCUCUACUACAAACAAUAAUAACCAACGAGCUUUAUUAGUAACACGAUGUCAUUGGUCACGCUUUUGCUGCUUCGCUGAACGCGCAUCACAAUACCGAUGUGCCAAAUCGGUGUAUACAGAUUGACACACAAAACUGACCUAACUUUAUUGUUGAUCUUUUUCCAGUUUUAUAUGUGUAAAACUUUAGUAGUUUCUCUUGGAGUGGAUACUGAUUAUAGUACCCUCCUUUGCAGCGCGCAAUCGGGUAAAAAACAACGGUUAGGUUGUGUUUUGGGUCAAUCAACACAAAAACUUAGAUCGCACUUGUUUGAAAUCAACAACUAGAGGCAUUUGUUGUUUGUAGUAACUUUGUAUGAGAUCAUAAUGGAUUUGGCUCAUAAAUAAUCGCUAUCAUGUAGAGAUCGUCAUUUAAACUCUUCAGAGGCCAAUGACUCAAUCGCCUUCAAUAACCGUCCAAUACCAUUGUUGUUACUUUUGCUUCGUUGAAAUUUGUUACAAUAAGUAAUUAGGGAUUUUAGAUUAAGCUAUUUAUAGUUAACAAUAUUAUUAUUAUGUUUACUUUUGUUUUGAAUCUCGAAAAGAAUCUUUACCACCCAUUGUUAUAUCUAAAAGAUCUAACAAGAUUAUUUUAUUUUAAGAAACAACAUUUACGAUAAUACCUGCUUUUGAACCACCAUUUUAUGUUUACCAAAUAAUGUUUUAUAAUAUUAUUAUUCUAAUUUUAUUUUUAGGUUAUGGAUUUACUUACUGUAUAACAAGAAUCUAUAGUUUUAUGCUUGUUUUGUUUAUAAUUUAGGACUCGAAAUGUAAGCCGUAAAGCCGAAAUAUAGCAAUAAAUAAAUAACAUAAAAAUUAAUAUGCUGGCUCUAGUAUUGUUUUCAUAGUACUCAUAAGGGCAUAACCUCAAGCGAAACAAUAUGGACGCUUAAAUGUAGUUUAAUAACAAGCGAAAAAAACUUAAAGGUACAAUGAUGUACUGUCUGACCUACAGUAUAUUACGAUAAAAGUAAGUUUGGCCACUUUUGGUUUUAGCAAAAUACCUAUGUAACGAUAAAAUAGCAUAUUGUUGAAUAAAAUAUAUAAUUGUGAACAUGACUAUAAAUUGUAUGUAUGUAAUAUAAGUCUAUAGCUAGGUAGGUAUAAUGUAUAAAACAAAUGAGUAGUUGCCUUAUAAGAAAAUACCUACCUAAAAUGUACAUGCUGUUUAAUAAAAAAAUGUCUAUAACUAACUAUAAACAAAAGUAGUACCUUAUCCUUACGAGAUGUUUAAUUCAUAUACCUAAAAGACAAAUUAAAUUACAUUAAGUUUACAAUUUUUGAUCUAAAAGCUAUUUUAUACGAAUUACAAAACA
Messenger RNA from Ostrinia furnacalis (Asian corn borer), 1936 nucleotides. RefSeq lists its product as uncharacterized. The transcript has 4 exons. The record is from RefSeq and is a predicted model, not a curated record. NCBI's taxonomy places the organism in Eukaryota, Metazoa, Arthropoda, Insecta, Lepidoptera, Crambidae. Bases 123 to 602 code for a protein of 159 amino acids. Gene Ontology annotation, biological process: sleep; positive regulation of voltage-gated potassium channel activity; regulation of synaptic transmission, cholinergic.